Messenger RNA from Achroia grisella, 2435 nucleotides. RefSeq lists its product as uncharacterized. Lineage: Eukaryota; Metazoa; Arthropoda; Insecta; Lepidoptera; Pyralidae. The record is from RefSeq and is a predicted model, not a curated record. The transcript has a single exon. Gene Ontology annotation, molecular function: nucleic acid binding. Gene Ontology annotation, biological process: DNA integration. The coding region runs from base 90 to 2435 and encodes 781 amino acids.
UAGAAGCCAAAAUAAAACCUGUUAGCUUAUUCAGUAAUUUACUACCUUUCGAGAAACCUAUUGCGAUUCGAUCUAGGAAACAGUCAGAGAUGGAUCAAAAAUUUAUAGAUGAAGAGAUACAAAAGUUAUUAAAAGAUAAAAUAAUUGAACCUAGUCAGUCUCCAUGGCGAGCACAAGUCCUUGUUACUAGUAGUGAACACCAUAAAAAACGUAUGGUUAUAGAUUAUUCACAAACAAUAAAUAGAUUUACUUUAUUAGAUGCAUAUCCACUCCCUUCUAUUGAAGAUGUUAUAGCUAAGGUAUCUAAACAUAAAAUAUUCAGUAAAAUAGACCUUAAAAGCGCGUAUCAUCAAGUACCUAUAUUGGAAAGCGAAAAAUCAUAUACUGCCUUCGAAGCAGGAGGAAAUUUAUAUCAGUUUCGACGAAUUCCGUUUGGUGUCACCAAUGGAGUGGCCGCAUUUCAACGUGCAAUUAAUAAUAUCAUAAAAUCAGAGCAAUUAGAAGGAGUUUAUGCUUAUCUCGAUGAUAUCACGAUUUGUGGGAUAAAUCAGACUGAUCACGAUGAAAAACUUAAAAAAUUUGAAGAAAUUUCUACAAAAUAUAAUCUUACAUUAAACGUGACAAAAAGUGAAUUUUCAAAGACUACUAUAAAUCUUCUGGGAUACAACAUAUGUAACGGAGUGAUUAAACCUGAUCCGGAACGUUUACGCCCUCUCCUAGAACUACCAAUUCCUACUGAUUCUGUUUCUUUGCGACGAGCACUAGGUAUGUUUGCGCACUAUGCUAAAUGGAUUCCUAAAUUCUCAUACAAAAUACAACCAUUUGUCAAUCAUAAUACAUUUCCGCUUACGGAGGACGCUAUAAAAGCAUUUGAAGAUCUUAAAAUAGAGAUAGCUAAAUCUACAGUAGCUGCUAUUGAAAGCGGCAUACAAAUGACUGUAGAAACUGACGCUUCAGAUUACGCUAUUGCAGCUACGUUAUCUCAAGAAGGUCGGCCAGUAGCUUUCUUUUCAAGAACACUUUCUGCUACCGAAAGGGGUCACCCUGCUAUUGAAAAGGAGGCCUCGGCAAUUGUAGAAAGUUUGAGAAAAUGGAGACAAUUACUAAUAGGACGAACAUUCAAACUGAUUACAGAUCAACGUUCUAUAUCAUUCAUGUUUAACCAGCAACAUACAUCAAAGAUCAAAAAUGAGAAGAUACAGCGUUGGCGUCUUGAAUUAAGUAGUUACAACUUUGACAUCAUAUAUCGACCGGGAAGAGAAAAUGUCGUGGCCGACGCAUUGUCACGAGCAAAUACUGUCAUAGCUUCGACAUCGAGAAAUUCAUUAAUGGAUUUACAUAACAGUCUUUGUCACCCGGGUAUUACACGGAUGGUACAUUGGGUAAGAACUAAAAAUUUGCCCUUUUCUGUUGAAGAAAUCAAACGCAUAAAUACAUUAUGUCCCGUAUGUGCUGAAAUUAAACCUAGAUUCAUAAAAUCUUCUGGGACUUUAAUAAAGGCUACUACACCAUUUGAGCGAAUUUCAAUGGACUUUAAGGGGCCUCUUCCAAGUAGAACUCAAAAUAAGUAUAUUCUAACUGUAGUAGACGAAUAUUCUCGUUUCCCAUUUGCCUUUCCAUGUCCAGAUUUAACAGCUGAAACCGUUAAAAGAAAAUUAACUCAAUUAUUUGCAAUCUUUGGAGUACCCACCUUUGUGCAUUCUGAUCGAGGAACAUCCUUUGUCUCAUCAGAAUUAAAGGAAUUUUUAUGUAGCUUAGGAGUAGCUACAAGUUAUUCAUCACCUUAUAAUCCUCAAGGAAAUGGCCAAACAGAGCGUUAUAAUGGGAUUAUUUGGAAAACUAUUCAACUAUCACUUAUGUCUCUUAAGCUACCUAUAAGUGCUUGGGAGUCAGUUAUUACUCAGACAUUACAUUGCAUUCGUUCAUUAUUAUGCACCAGUACUGGGUGCACACCCCACGAGAGAAUGUUUUCUCAUCCACGAAGGUCAUCCAAUGGCCAAUCAAUGCCAACAUGGCUAACGGAAGGAAGUACAGUGUUCAUGAAAAAUCUUGUGAGGAAGAGUAAGUACGAUCCGUUUGUAGAAGAAGUAGAGGUACUUAAUGUAAACCCACAUUAUUCUCAAGUGCGUUUGCAGAAUGGUCGAGAAACUACAAUUUCAAAUAGGUACUUGGCUCCAGCUAAUCCUCCUUUGUUAAAUGAACCUGUAAGAGAACAGAACCCGAACGCAGAAACUGAAUCAUUUAAUACUGAUCAAUCUACUGCUGACCAAUUUCUAACAGACCAAUCUCCCGCAGAAGAAUCUCCUACUAAUCAAUCUCUUACAGAUCAAUUUCCUGCACUUCCAUCCCCUGCUGAGGCAAAUAUAUCUUCACGUCGUUCCACCAGGCUACGUCGCCCACCUAAUCGGUUCCAAGAUUAUCAAACAGAUUUCUAA